AUGGCUCCCACAACGAGGCCAGACGGGCAGCUCAACCUCAAUCUGUCAGGACUGAACACAAUCACGGAGCCUGUUUCAGUUCCUACCACUAAAUCCCCCUUUGGAGGCCCCAAAUCCUCCUCAGGACUGGCAGGCUUGUCCAGCGCAAGAGGAGGAGCGGGCUCUCCCCUUCACGAACAGACUUCCCGACUCUUCCCCAAACGCACUCGAGAACUACAGUCUCAGACUUCUUCUCUUGCCCCAAACAUAUGGGGUCCUCCUACCAGUGGGACUUCCACCCCGCUUUUCGAGAUACCGGAGUCCCCUAAUCAAGACGGAUUCCCCGACCUGGUACCCCUGACAGAGACUGGUAUCAACAGCCCGGCCAGGCGAGGUCGAGCUGGCACCCUUCCUUCAAGAAUAUCCCCCGUAGGGACUAUCAAUGGAGUCAAUGUCCUGAUCUCGAAAACUUCCCGCCCUACUCCCUCCACGAGUCCUUUCCGACCUGGAUCAACCUCCGCCGCGGAGACCGCGUUCUACUCGACCACGUCCAACGCAGCGAACUCAGCAAGCCCCGUGAAUUCCGCCCUUCUAUCCAGACUCCGCGCAGGCAGCAUGCCUCAACGGUCAGGUCUGCUGGGAAGUUCUAGCUCUUUCGGCCAGAGUGCUUACAGCAGCAGUUGGAGCACAAGAGGUCGUGCGGCGACCCUAACUAGCAUCAGUUCUGCCGAGGAUCCUACUUCUCCACAGCAAUUGGGCUUGUCAAGGGACGGCAUGUCUGACUCGGGUGUCCGGACUCUUGACUACCUAGGUCUUGCCGAACCUCUGCCACACUCAAGGUUGUCGGAGGCACUUCGUCAUGAUGCCACUGAUCCUUCUCUCGGACAGAACUCCGGCUUGUCUGACGUGCUAGCCAAUUUUGGGCUGCGUAACUCUGGUCGUUUCAGGUCAUUCUCCGUCAACACGCAACCAAAAUACAGUGCCGAAGGUCACGAUGGUGACCAUAGCCAUGCUCUGUAUCCUACCGGAACUUUGACUCCAUCUGCAGCGGCGGCCCUGGAAGCUGAGUAUGAACGCGUCCAGGAAAAAGUGCGGCUUCACAAUCAAGCCGUUCAGGCAUUUGCUGUCAAUGCAAGUGCCGCACGUCCGCGUGCCCGCACUGCUGGCUUAGUCGAAACUCCACAACGUACUUCGCUUCGCAAUCUGAUCCACCCAGAUGCCGAUGCGGUCGACAUGGAGUUUGACGUUCUUGGCUCCAGUGGCCUCGGUGAGCCUCCGAUAUCCGAUGCUUUGCAGAGUCUAAACAUCAACGAGAAUGCGUCCUUGUCAUAUGAGGGCAUGGAUGACCCUGAGAUUCAAGUGUCGCGGUCUUUGUGGAUCGGGUCAAUCCCCAAUUCCACCACCAUGUCCUCCCUGGAUGCCAUUUUCAGCCGGUUUGGUCCAAUCGAAUCUACCAGGGUUCUAACCCACAAAAACUGUGGCUUUGUGAAUUUUGAAACCCUGGAAGCUGCUGUUCGUGCCCGUCACCUUCUCAACGGGAAGGAGAUCUUCCCGGGGGCUGGUCCUGUCAGGAUCGGGUUUGCCAAAGCUCCAAACGCCUCUGUUUCUAUCACCCCGGUUCAGAACACCACCCCUCCUCCGGCUUCAAAUGGACAUGCGGACUCGCUUGAAGUCUCACAGUCCAAAGAUGGACAAGGCAGUCCCGCCAGUUCGACGAAUGCACAACAAACUCUAUCUUUACCUGCCGCCGACCGCUUAGCGGAACUGCAACCUGAAAUUCUGCAAAUUGUCCUGGAUUUUGGUGGGCAACAAUCAGAGUUACCAUCUAUCUCUGCCAACAUCGACAGUGCCAUCCGUUACCAGCAAUUGGAGAAGGAAAUUCCACCAAUUCCAGAGCCAAGUCCCACGAGAAUCUACGAUGCCCCAACCCUGCGAGACAUCCGCAAACGAAUCGACAACGGAGCAUGUGGUCUGCAGGAGAUCGAACAGAUCGCCAUCGACAUGCUGCCUGAGAUUGCCGAGCUCUCCUCGGACUAUCUUGGGAACACGGUGGUCCAGAAGCUCUUCGAAUAUUGCUCAGAACAGACUAAGGAACAGAUGCUGACGUACAUCGCUCCCUAUAUUGCCGAAAUUGGAGUGCAUAAAAACGGAACCUGGGCCGCUCAAAAAAUCAUCGAUGUGUGCAAGACCGAAACUCAGACUCGGAUGAUUGUCAAUUCGCUUCGUCCUUACACCGUUCCCCUGUUCCUCGAUCAGUAUGGGAACUAUGUCCUUCAGUGCUGCCUUCGAUUUGGCUCGCCAUAUAAUGACUUCAUUUUUGAAACCAUGUUAAGUCAGCUCUGGGAAAUUGCGCAAGGCCGUUUCGGCGCCAGAGCCAUGCGUGCUUGUUUGGAAUCUCAUCACGCCACCAAGAACCAACAACGCCUGAUGGCUGCGGUAGUUGCGCUACACAGUGUUCAGCUCGCUCAGAGUGCCAAUGGAGCGCUGCUGUUGACAUGGCUCCUCGACACCUGUACCUUCCCUCGUCGACGGUCCGUGCUUGCGCCGAGACUGGUCCCUCACCUGGUUCAGCUUUGCACCCAUAAAGUCGCCUACCUGACCGUGCUCAAGAUUAUCAAUCAAAGAAACGAGCCGGAAGCGCGGGACGCGGUAUUGAAGGCUUUGUUUUUCAGUACCAACGACAGCACUCUUGAGCAAAUUCUCUGCGAUCAGACUUCGGGAGUGACACUGAUUUUCAAGAUCUUGGCCAGCCCAUUUUUGGAUGAUAGCGUGAGGCCGGAGGUGGUGCAAAACGUGUCGAGAGUGCUCACAAAGAUCAAGGCGCAACCAAACCAAGGUUACAAGAGAAUCAUGGAUGAAGUUGGCCUGUCCCUGCGACCCAGUCAGCCUCCCGUACAGCAAUAUACUCCUCAUGCACACCCAACCAUGAAUGAUCGAGGUCGCCAGAUGAAUCACCCGCAGCAGGUCCCCGGAAAUGGACAUGGGCACCAAAACUUUCCACGGCAAUUCAACGGCAAUUUCGCACCCAGCGUCAAUGGAAACACUUUGGAAAACGGAAUGAGCCCCAUCAGAACUGGGUCGGCGGACUCAUUCGGGUUCGCCCCGUACAACAUGGCUGGGUUCCAAGCACAACAGCCAUACUCUCAGAUUCCGUACCAGCAAAUGACACCUCAAACACAAUAUCAGAACUAUCCCAACACAGCACAACGGUCCAAUGGUGGUUUCAUGCCCAGUGGUUAUGCUGGCUUCGCUACGCCGCCUUCGGUGGACCAAUUUCGCCCCUUGCAGAAUCCAUCGUCCUCACCAAUGUCAUUCUCAGCACAAAUGAGUCCCGUCAUUGGCUCAGCAGGAUUUGCCGGACAGAACUAUCCGCAGAAUUUGCCUACCAACAUGUAUAAUUAUCCUCAACAACAGUUCUACUUCCCACCUCCAAUGCAGACUGUCCAUUCCGGCGGACGAGGACGUAGGGUGAGUCAUUCUCGGAUUGCAUUCCACUUCUGUUCACUAAUUGGUUCAUCAGAGAUAGACAGGUCAGCAUUGAACAGAGUUCUUUGCGUUCUCACACAUAGACGGUUCUACGUCAUAGCAAUCUUCUGCCGAUGA
This is a messenger RNA of Capronia epimyces CBS 606.96, 3582 nucleotides long. RefSeq lists its product as uncharacterized. Gene Ontology annotation, molecular function: RNA binding. The coding region runs from base 1 to 3582 and encodes 1193 amino acids. The record is from RefSeq and is a predicted model, not a curated record. Lineage: Eukaryota; Fungi; Ascomycota; Eurotiomycetes; Chaetothyriales; Herpotrichiellaceae. The transcript has a single exon.